Eremothecium sinecaudum is the source of this 288-nucleotide messenger RNA. RefSeq names its product HFL196Cp. The transcript has a single exon. Bases 1 to 288 code for a protein of 95 amino acids. The record is from RefSeq and is a predicted model, not a curated record. Lineage: Eukaryota; Fungi; Ascomycota; Saccharomycetes; Saccharomycetales; Saccharomycetaceae.
AUGAUGAACACGGGAAAAUACGGAUACUCUGAUGGAUACAACCAGCGCGGCUACGGCGGAGGCGGUAGAAACUACGGUGGUUUCGGUGGUUACAACCAAGGUGGCUACGGUGGAGGCUACGGUGGAGGCUAUGGUGGUGGAUAUGGUGGUGGCGGGUACUACCAACAAGGCCAGCCAAUAUACCAACAGCAGCGACCACCACAGGAUGACGGUUGUUGCCAAAUAUACUGUAGCUUGUUAGUAUGUUGUACCCUAUAUAACCUCUGUUGUGGCGGAGGUAUGUACUGA